AUGCUCUCGCCCUUUUCCAAGCUGGGCCUCUUUGUCGGCCUCGCCCUCUCGAGCCUGCUCCCGCUCGCCCUCGGCGCCGAAAACUACAUCGUGAGCGGCGACCGGUGGAAGGAUUCAGACGGCAACUUUAUCAACGCUCACGCCGCCGGCAUCCUGCGCGAGGGCAACCAGUUCUACUGGGUCGGAGAGUACAAGGAGAAGUCCAACGGCUUCAGGGGCUUCUCGCUCUACACGUCGACGGACCUCAUCAACUGGCAGAACAAGGGCCUCGUCGUCCAGGCCACGUCGGGCCUGCCGUUCCAGGUGGGCGAGCGGCCCAAGAUCAUCAAGAACGCGUCGACGGGCAAGUACGUGCUCUGGUUCCACGCCGACAGCAGCAACUACUCCAAGGCCCAGGUGGGCGUCUGCACCGCCUCGGCCGUGGCGGGCCCCUAUGACUGCAGCUCCGUCUUUAGCCCGCUCGGCCUCGAGAGCCGCGACAUGAACGUCUACGUCGACGACGACAAGACCGGCUACCUCAUCUUUGCCACCAACGACAACCAGGAGACGGCCGUCGCCACCAUGACGCCCGACUACACGGGCCUCGUCAAGCGCGUCGCCACCAUCCCCGGCCGCCUCGAGGGAUUCGGCGUCUUCAAGCGCGGAGGCCAAUACAACAUGAUCCUCAGCGGCCAGAGCGGCUGGAGGCCCAACCCAAACUACCGCUACACGGCCUCGUCCAUGAGCGGGCCCUGGACCAAGGCCAACGCCAUCGCCCCCGAGGACCUCAACACGUACAACUCGCAAAACACGUUUGAGCUCUCGAUCGGCUCGACCGAGGUCUACAUCGGCGACCGGUGGUGGGAGACGGACCUGAGCCAGUCGCGCUACGUGUGGCAGCCGUUCAAGGACAACGUGCUCGACUACCGCCCGCUGUGGCGCAUCAACCUCCAGGACGGCAGCUACACGUCGCCGGCCUCGACGACCUACUCGCUCAGCGCCGGCAAGGUGUCGGGCUCCAACGCCAAGACCGUCUUCGCCGCCUGCUCGGCCUGCCCCUCGGGCAAGAUCGGCACCUACAUCGGCGCCGGCGGUUCCGUCACCCUCAGCGGCGUCCAGACGCCCGACGGCAGCGCCGGGGCCGUGUGGGUCAGCGUCUACUAUGUCAACAGCGACAGCUACCCCAACUGGAGGUCCGGCACCAUCCAGGUCGGCUCCUCGGCACCCGUCGCCGUCACCUUCCCCACCGGCGGCAGCCUCUCCGGCCACCUCCAGGACACGCCCGUCAAGGUCAACCUGGCCGCGGGCAAAAACACCGUCACCCUCGCCGGCCCCUCGGGCGGAGGCUACGCCGCCGACAUCUCCCACAUUGUCGUCUGGCAGUCGAACAAGUAG
Pseudozyma flocculosa PF-1 is the source of this 1374-nucleotide messenger RNA. RefSeq lists its product as uncharacterized. The record is from RefSeq and is a predicted model, not a curated record. The transcript is spliced from 3 exons. NCBI's taxonomy places the organism in Eukaryota, Fungi, Basidiomycota, Ustilaginomycetes, Ustilaginales, Ustilaginaceae. Bases 1 to 1374 code for a protein of 457 amino acids. Gene Ontology annotation, biological process: carbohydrate metabolic process. Gene Ontology annotation, molecular function: hydrolase activity, hydrolyzing O-glycosyl compounds.